GCUGUUGGUGUUACGUUUGUUUGAAAAUCAAACGGCAACUGAAGUUUGUUGGUUUGCUUGGAAAUCCGUUUGCUGCAAUGCAUGUACGAUUGUAAAUAAUAUUCGGAUAUUAAGUAUAAGCGGGCACACGUCGUGUCUGAAGCCAGAAGAUUAUCAAGAACGACAAAAGUAAAUUAGAUUUAUUUUAUUUUUGUCGGAAAAUUGUCUAAUAAAUAAUGGCUACGAUUCGAGUGCACGAGGAUCAAGAAAACCGCAUUGCCGAUAUCUUUCGUGGUAAAGAAAAUAUCGUUGUGCCCGCUCAAAAUCAAGUCCUGCAACAAACAAAACGCGCGGUUUUGGGUGUUUUGCAUAAUAAUUGCCAUCGAAUUGUUAAAACAGAUAUCUGCAAAGAUGAAAAGCAUCCAAAAGCAAAAUCUAUUGUGACAGUGCCAUUUGAACCAUUCAAAAUUUAUGAGGACAAAAAGGAUGAACCUGCCUUUAAAGUUUAUGAAGAUAAAUUGGAAGAAGAAACUUCAGUUGUACUUAGGGAUUCGAAAGAGGAGAGAGAAAUAGUAACAAAACAAGAAGUGACUGUUCAAUCGGAACAAAAAAAGCCGAGGUUAGACAUAAAUUCGUUAUCUAUCAACGAUCUGCCAAUAUUUUGCAACAAUCUUCAAGAAAUAAUAAAAAGCAAGCAAGAUGAUGCUUUGCCGCAAGGUAGCCCAAUGUCAUUGGAUAAAUCUCUUUUGUUCCCGAAUUCUUCGAAUAAAGAUAAUAGAACAAAUAAGGAAUCAUCCAGAGAACUUAGAAUUAAUUUCUUUGACGUAGAAGAAUAUAGGGCAGAUAUAUAUAGUUAUUUACGUGUUGCAGAGAGACAACAUAGACCAAAACCUGGUUACAUGAAAAAGCAGCCAGAUAUAACAUAUUUAAUGAGGUUGAUAUUAGUAGACUGGCUUGUUGAAGUAGCAGAAGAAUAUCGAUUACAAACAGAAACAUUGUAUUUGGCUGUUUCUUAUAUAGAUAGAUUCUUAUCAUAUAUGAGUGUCGUUCGGGCAAAGUUGCAGCUCGUUGGUACUGCUGCUAUGUUUAUAGCUGCAAAAUACGAAGAAAUUUAUCCACCAGAUGUUGGUGAGUUUGUAUAUAUUACGGAUGAUACAUAUACCAAGAAACAGGUAUUGCGAAUGGAACAUUUGAUUUUAAGGGUAUUGUCUUUUGAUCUUACUGUACCGACACCUUUGGCAUUUCUUAAAGAUUAUUGCAUUAGUAAUAAUCUGUCAGAAAAGAUCAAAUUUUUAGCAAUGUACUUGUGUGAAUUAUCUUUACUCGAAGCUGAUCCAUAUCUGCAAUAUUUACCAAGUCAUUUAGCUGCAUCUGCAGUCGCACUUGCACGGCAUACAUUGCAAGAAGAAACAUGGCCACAUGAAUUGGAAUUAUCAACAGGUUAUAGCUUACAUGAGCUUAAAGAUUGUGUUUCUCACCUGAAUAAAACAUUUCAUAAUGCAUCUAAUAUUCAGCAACAAGCAAUACAAGAAAAAUAUAAAAGCAGCAAGUAAAUACAAACAAAUAUGGACAUGUAGCUCUUUUACUGCCACGUAGUUCUGAAGCUUUGGUGUAUGAAGAUGAAGAAAGUGCAUAGAGAAAUCUGUUAAAACAGUUUCACUGAAUAAUACUAUAAACUUAUACAUAAUUAACGAACCUCCCGUAAUAAAGUCCACGUUCUGAAAAAGUUACAAGGAGGGAAUAGGGCAAGACUGAUUAACUAUUCCACAAAUGGAAAUAUCGAUUGCUAGCAUUAUUUAAUAUGUUCGAUUCGCGUACUCUUUUUCUCUUUUUCUUUCUCUUCUCUCCUCUCUCUUUUUUCUCUCUCUCUCUCUCUCUCUCUCUCUCUCUCUUUCUCCCUCUCCCCCCCCCCCCCCUCUCUCUCUCUCUCUCUCUUUGCCUAAGCGAACAUAUUAACUUUACAUAUUCCAUAUUACGCCACUAUGAAUAAUUGUUAACAAUUGUGGCCAAACUUUAAUGACUGUUUUCCGAGCUUCAUCAUUAUAUUAACGAGGAAGCUCUGCAUUACGUUAUCUAGAAAUGGUAUUUUUAUAAGUGUUUUUUUUAGAUAAUUCUUAACCAAACGCACUUGCUAUUCAAAAUACGCAUGUCCAAAAUUUUAUUGCCAGUGAACUGUAAUAAGAAUAAGAAUUGUAAGAGUAAUAACUGUAUUUAUUAAAUGAACAUUAUAUUAUUUGAUACAUAUUGUUGCAGUUGCAACAUGUCAUUUAAAUAUCUGUAAAAUUUAUUGCAACGCUAACAAAUUUUCUAUACUGUACAGUUAUUUAUUUACAAUGCUAUAAGUACUUUAACUCAGAAUUUAUAUAAUUUGCAUGAUUAAAUUUUGACAAAAGGACGACUUCCGCAUUUAGCUAUGGAUUUUUUCGUUCAGGUACUUUGUAGGUCAUGUCUGUACAAAGAAAAUCUUUUAAUUGCAUGAUGUAAUAUAUUACAUAUUACACACUUCAAAUAUUAAUUAAAUUAUAACAGGAUGAUGACAGAAUACUUUAUGAAAGUAUAACAUCAAAAUGUUUAUUGAAAUUAAUGAUAUUUUGGACCAAAAAUAUGGUAAUUUUACAAUGUUAUAUUAUAUACAACAUGAUCUAUGUAAACGUGUACUCGACAUCUAAAACUGCCCAAGUAUUCCCUUCAAUGUGUAUGUACAAACGGAAAUCUGUGCUGUUAUAAAUUUGCAAGUAAAAACGUCAAAUGAUUUUAUAUUAUCAUAAUAAUACAUUAAAUUUUCUGUAUGUAAAAAUGAAUCUCUUUCUACUCUAUGCUAUUUUAAAUAUCAUUAAUAUUUGCACAAGUAAGAAAUAGAAUGAUUUAUGCAGUAAUGUUAUUGUACUUAAAAAAAAAAAAAAAAAAAGAAAAAGAGAAAAAAAAAAGAAAAAAAAAUGACAACGUUUUCACGAUAUAUAUACAUAU
Messenger RNA from Vespa velutina, 2946 nucleotides. It is a transcript of the gene CycA, whose product is annotated as cyclin-A2. Bases 216 to 1532 code for a protein of 438 amino acids. Lineage: Eukaryota; Metazoa; Arthropoda; Insecta; Hymenoptera; Vespidae. The transcript has 6 exons. Gene Ontology annotation, molecular function: cyclin-dependent protein serine/threonine kinase regulator activity. The record is from RefSeq and is a predicted model, not a curated record. Gene Ontology annotation, cellular component: nucleus; cyclin A2-CDK2 complex; cytoplasm. Gene Ontology annotation, biological process: regulation of cyclin-dependent protein serine/threonine kinase activity; mitotic cell cycle phase transition.